Molecule: messenger RNA, 1913 nt
Organism: Poecilia latipinna (sailfin molly)
Lineage: Eukaryota; Metazoa; Chordata; Actinopteri; Cyprinodontiformes; Poeciliidae
Product: voltage-dependent anion-selective channel protein 3
Exons: 10
Coding region: 144-992 (282 amino acids)
Biological process (GO): monoatomic anion transmembrane transport
Cellular component (GO): mitochondrial outer membrane
Molecular function (GO): voltage-gated monoatomic anion channel activity
Source: RefSeq, a predicted model, not a curated record
GUAGUAGAUCUCCUUCAUUGUGCCCUGUCUUCAGAAAAAGCAACGCUUAGCUAGGCUAGCUGUCAAUCCACUCAGCAGCAUCACGCCAAGGUCCUCUGUAGGCUUUGUGGAUAAGGUUGCUAAUAGCUCUGCUGGACAGAAAAAUGGAUAAUCCUCCUACAUACACGGACCUUGGCAAGGCCGCCAAGGACAUCUUCAGCAAGGGCUACGGUUUUGGGGCUGUGAAGAUAGAUCUGAAGACCAGAUCUCAGAGUGACGUGAUGGAGUUUCACACUACAGGCUUCAGUAACAUGGACACAGGGAAGGCUACCGGCAACCUGGAGACCACGUACAAGGUUAAGGAUCAUAACGUGACCCUCAGCCAGAAGUGGAACACAGACAACAUAUUGACUAAUGAGUUGACUGUGGAGGACAAGCUUGCUAAAGGACUGAAGAUUGGCAUGGAAACUUCAUUUGUACCAAACACAGGCAAGAAAACUGGCAAGCUGAAGACGGGCUACAAGUGCCACAAUAUGAACCUGGCCUGCGACUUGGACCUCGCGGGCCCCAUCGUCCAUGGCUCUGUUGUGUUGGGCUACGAAGGCUUGCUGGGCGGCUACCAGACACUCUACGAUGCCACCAAAUCCAAACCGAGCCACCACAACUUUGCCGUGGGAUUCAACGCUGCGGACCUUCAGGUGCACGCCUGCGUUAACGAAGGCAGCGAGUUCAGCGGCUCAAUCUACCAUAGGGUGGACGACAAGCUGGACAUGGCGGUCACCCUGGCCUGGACUGCUGGCAGCAACAACACCCGCUUCGGCAUCGCAGGCAAAUACAUGCUGGACAAGGACACCGCUCUGUCUGCCAAAGUGAACAAUGCCAGCCUGAUUGGACUCGGCUACACCCAGGGCCUUCGACAAGGCGUGAAGCUCACCCUCUCUGCCCUCAUCGACGGGAAGAACUUCAACGCAGGUGGACACAAGCUGGGGUUGGGCUUCGAGCUGGACGUGUAACGAGAACUCCACACCUGUACCGGACAGCACCACCUUUCAUGUAGCUCCUCUCCUCUGGACUCUCCUCACCUUUACCCUCCUCCCUCCACCCCCCAGUCCCCCCCCCACACACACACACACUCCCUGCACUCCUUUCUGACACUAAAAGUCAAGUCUGGAGUCGGGGGAGGGGAAGUGUCGGCCCUGAAAUUUGGCGGUGCGCGGUUGCGAAGGAGUUCCUGAUGUUCUGGCUGAAGUCACACCAUUUUAUUUCGCUGUAGGUCUUGAAAGACGUAACCGAUGGUGUAAAAGUGUGUAACUCAUUCCAGCAGUCUUUACCUAAAAGCAUGAAAGAAUGAAAACAUGGUCGCACAGGCUGGCUGAUGUUUAUUUGCUUGGUUAAAAAGGUGCAGUGUGUCUGCUUUUUUUUUUUUUUUAAUAAGUUCAAACACUUUUUAAUUUUUACUCAUGCCCGUUUUUAUUUGGUUUAAACUGAAAUCCUUCUCGGUCAUGAGAACCUUUUACGUCUGCGUGGCCGCUCUGUCUGACAGGUGAAAUCAAUGUGGUGGAAUCUUCUGGUAUCUUCCCGUAGUUUAGUUUUGCAUUUCUACAGCGUUGCUUUCAUCUGUCUCGGCUCAACGGCCACAAAGAUAGCGAGGAUGUUUUGCAUCGAGGCGCAGCUGGUUCCUCGAGCGAUCUCUGGUCCGUAACAGCUGCUUGUCCUCACUGGUUCAUCGCCACACCGUUAAAACCCCUUCAACCCCCUGAGCCUCCUAAACCCCUGAGCCCCUCCCUCAGCUUUACUGUUUCUACAGUCACAUCACACAUCUAAGAUGUCUUAUUUACUUUAGCCUUCAGAUUGUUGUCAUUUGUUUUUUAGACACAGUACCUCAUUUUUUCCAAUGUAAAUUGAAGAAUUCUAAUAAAAAAACUGGAAACAUG